AUGGCUCCACCGCGAAGAAAGAGGAAUAACAGCAGUAUGCCUUCCCAAGAGGAAGAAGAGCACGUUGAUUCUAUUUCCAGGCAUGAAGAGCAACAAGAUCAGGAAGAAAGACAAGAGGAGGAGGAAAUCACUCCUGCAGACUUGGCACACAUCCUCAGCGCUUUCGGUAGGACUCAAAAGGAGAUGGUUGACACCAUGAAACAAUUGGUCAACUCAAUCUCAGCAACAAAGCAGCUUGAGCAACCAAAUGAUGGAGAGCAACCACAGAAGGUUUCCCAUGAGGACUCUGCUGCAAAAGCAUCAGACAAUCAGAAGGCACCUUCUUUUGUUACCCAAGACGAUGUUGUUGCCAUGCUGGAAAAGGAAUUGCGUCGUGGCUCUGAAGACUGGAAGUAUGCUCCUCAACCCCCUUAUCCUUCAAGCAUAAUGCAUUUGUCUUAUCCCAAAAAUUAUGAAACACCCACCUUUACUCUUUUCGAUGGGAGGAAAGGCAGCCCAAAAGAGCAUAUUAGUCAGUUUAUUGACGCUCUUGGCCCUCAUGCUAGCAAUCAUAAUCUCAGGCUUAGGGAGUUUUCCAAAACCCUCACUGAUCGUGCAUAUACUUGGUACACCACCCUAGCUCCUGGCUCCAUUAGAAACUGGGACGAAAUGGCAGCUUUAGAUUGCUAUGAUGAAAAGGAUGAAGAGUCAUUGGUGGAAAUCUGCAUCAACAAUAUCCUCCCUGAAUACAGGGUUUAUUUGGAGAACAUCUGCAUUACUCAAUUUUCUAGAUUAAUUGAAGCUGUGAGGAAAACAAGCAUGUCUAUUAAGACCACCACAAGUCAGAGGAGUUGGAGAGACAAAAAAGACACAACUCAGAGGGAUGCACAUCAAGCUCUAAUGGUGGAUGAAAGAUAUUUGAAGAUGAAGGAACGGUCUGGAACAGUCCCGGCAGUCCCUUGUACUGAUGAGGAACUUCAUGCUAUUCUUGAUACAUUGUUUGCUGAUGGAAUGAUCAAACCCGUGCAACGAGAAAAGCCCCCCACCAGGGAUGAUAAGAAAAAUCCACGCUACUGCCGUUAUCACCAAAUAGUGGGACAUCCUACCCUUGCCUGUCAAACCUUGCGAAGGAUCCUUCACGCAAAGAUUGAUGAAGGUACUCUCGAGCUCCCAUCAAAGAAGCAAGCUAUAGAUGAUGAUCCAUUGCCAAAACGGCAUGGGAAAGUUCUGUUAUCACUGGCGUAG
Rosa chinensis is the source of this 1224-nucleotide messenger RNA. RefSeq lists its product as uncharacterized. Bases 1 to 1224 code for a protein of 407 amino acids. Lineage: Eukaryota; Viridiplantae; Streptophyta; Magnoliopsida; Rosales; Rosaceae. The record is from RefSeq and is a predicted model, not a curated record. The transcript is spliced from 2 exons.